AUUCAGAGUUUUCAGAGUCAAGCGGAAACUUCAAAUAUUCAACAACUCAGGCCGAGAUCGAUCUCGAUGAGCUGACUUUUGGACCUUCGGCGUUAAUGGCGCUGUAACAUCAAGCCAUGGGCAAGAAGCUAGCACACAGAAUCCGCGAAGCUAAAGAAAAGGCCCGUCCAGAAUUGAAGGGUGAGGAGGGCUGGUCACGUUAUAAUUUCUCACGGACGCUUCAUCUAUGGCCGCACAAGUACGUGGACAACGUAGAGCGUAUUCACGAGAGAGACUUUGGUCCGGCACAGUUCAUUGAGCGCUUUGAGCGUCCUGGACAUCCUGUAAUCAUCUCCGGGAUUGUGGAUACCUGGCCGGCGAAGGAGAGAUGGACAAUACAGCGCUUAGGCAAGAAGUAUCGCAACCAGAGGUUCAAGUGCGGAGAGGAUGAUGAGGGUUAUAGCGUGCGAAUGAAGAUGAAGUACUACAUGGAGUACAUGGAGUCAAAUAAAGAUGACAGUCCGUUGUACAUCUUUGACAGCACGUUCGGUGAUCAUGCAAAGAAGAAACGUCUCCUCGGAGAUUAUCAAUUACCAAAGUAUUUUACAGAGGACUUGUUCCAUCUAGCCGGAGAGAAGCGAAGACCACCAUACAGGUGGGUUGUGAUAGGUCCGAGUCGAUCAGGCACUGGCAUACAUAUUGAUCCCCUAGGCACCAGUGCGUGGAAUGCCUUGAUUUCUGGACAUAAGCGAUGGGCGAUGUUCCCACCGCACACACCAAAGGAGAAAGUGCAAGUGCAGCGCACUGAGGGUGGAUAUCAGACCGACGAAGCCGUCAUGUGGUUCCAGACGGUCUAUCCGCGCACUCAGUCCGAGUCUUGGCCGGCAGAUUGCAAACCAAUUGAGCUAAUCCAAGGGCCCGGCGAGGUAGUCUAUGUGCCCGGUGGCUGGUGGCACGUUGUCCUGAACCUGGACACCACGGUAGCUGUUACGCAGAACUUCUGCAGCACAACUAACUUCCCUGUUGUCUAUCAUAAGACCGUCAGAGGUCGGCCGAAGUUUGCCAAGAAGUGGCUUUCUCAGCUACAGAUUCAUCGGCCUGACUUAGCCGCCAUUGCAGGCGCCGUUGACCUCUCCCAGCCCUCUGGCCUCCCCUCAUCCUCAUCCAGUGGCUCAUCAUCAUCCUCGUCAUCUUCAUCCUCAUCAGACUCAGAUAGCGAAGAUAGUGGUGUAGGAAAUCCAAGCACAGCCAAGGUCAAGCGGAAAAGGAAGCGUGCUUCGUCUGGUGACAGUAAGUCUGACAGUAGUGAUGAAGAUGAUCACUGCUGUGCCUCGCCAAAACGCCGUGGCCGAUGAUCAAUCACUGGUUUGUACUGCCUUUCCAAGACCGCAUGAUGGUCUUGUACGAAACGUUGUAGACAUGUGCAAAUCUCUGAUUUAUAGGUGCAGCUUUAUCAUGCACACCCUAGUACUGUUUGUUCUGCCUGUUGCCGAGAAGAAUGUUUCUUGAUCUUGCUGAAGUAGCUUUGCCUUAUCUAGUCUCGCUCGCACGCGUUAACACCAUUGCUUUAGUUUAGCCGCCAUGUAGGCAUGAAAUACUGAGUGUGUGUGUGUGUGCGCGCGAAUUUCAUCACUUUCAGCUGCUAGUACUUAUAGUAUUUUAUUGUUGAUUUUUUGAUUGGUUGUGAGUCUUGUGACCAUCAUCAUCAAUGUUAUCGGUAUGCAUGUUGCCCAGCGUGUCUUGCCAGCACUGUACUCUCCGUAUGUCUGUCACUCGCCACCCUGUGUCGAGACUCCCAUCUUCUGCACGCAAAGAAAACGUACAUCCGUGCACAGAUUCGUAUUAUGUUUGACACCUUGACUGCUUUAUCUCAAGAAGAUCUCAUCUUGUUUUGGCCCAGCAUUGCUGCAUCCGCUUAUUCUCUCAUUUGCGAAUUGUAUCUCUUCACCUACCCUCUAGUAUUUUCUCUUGCCCAGCUCUGCUGCGCCGCUUUUUAUUUUGCUUGUGCCUUGCCGUCAGGCUUUUCUUCCUGCUACCUGCUACUGCUGCUGCUGCUGUUCAAGUGUUGCUACUCGGACUAGCUAAGUCAUGUUUCUCAUGUCAUUUAUAGAUACUUUGCUAUUGCUGUACAAUUGUCCUUCCCGGUUUCCGUUAUUCCGAAGCUUUUCUAUCUCUAACGGUGGAUUCUA
Molecule: messenger RNA, 2168 nt
Organism: Sycon ciliatum
Lineage: Eukaryota; Metazoa; Porifera; Calcarea; Leucosolenida; Sycettidae
Product: bifunctional arginine demethylase and lysyl-hydroxylase JMJD6-like
Exons: 10
Coding region: 117-1334 (405 amino acids)
Biological process (GO): phagocytosis
Cellular component (GO): cytoplasm; nucleus
Molecular function (GO): P-TEFb complex binding; histone H4R3 demethylase activity
Source: RefSeq, a predicted model, not a curated record